Molecule: messenger RNA, 1767 nt
Organism: Daldinia childiae
Lineage: Eukaryota; Fungi; Ascomycota; Sordariomycetes; Xylariales; Hypoxylaceae
Exons: 2
Coding region: 1-1767 (588 amino acids)
Source: RefSeq, a predicted model, not a curated record
AUGGCUGAAAAUCAGGGUCAUACCCAGCCCAGUUAUCCUUACCCCCCAUCCACGAGGAGAAGCGUGCCUAGACGUAACACUGAUAUCAAACAGCCCACCCCGAUUAUAAGCUACGGCAACCCGAACCAGGCCCAUAGGAGGUUUUCGAGCGUCUUAAACGCAACUGAUCCUAUAUCUAUUCCCGGCAAGCCGAUCACAUUAACUCCCACCUUAACCGAAGAACCGGGAAUUAUUCAACCGGGAGUUGGUUUCGUUGCCCAAGAGGCCGCCCGUCUUAACAUCGCAUCGGAAAACGAAUCCCUUCCUCGCUUAAAUUCCCCGUCAGUCGCCUCGACGAGUUUAGCGACUGUAGCCCCGAGCGAAGCUGGAUCAGGAGGCUCGGUUAGGAGUGCCUCGUCAGCUACGGAAAGGCCUUUUAUGAAUCGAGACGCUACAGGAAAAGCAGGCUCUCGACGAAAGAGGUUCCCUAAUAAACAACCUAAUGCGCUCAAUUUUCUGGAUUCGGACUCUCCUACAGUUACGCCGGAAAGCAUUCGCAGAUCAAUGGAAGAAGCUGCUAGUCGAUCGCCAACCUCCAUUCAAGGCCAGUCGCCCUCGAUGCGUAGUGCAUCCUCGGUAUCGAGUAACUUUAGAGACGACGCUUCGGAACUAAUUGGUGAGCAUGAAACCGACCGAAGCACCAGUCCAGAGCGUGGUCCUGAGGUAAAUGAUGAGAAUCAUCUGCCACCACACAACGGAACUCGACCAGCAGGAAACGAGAAUAGGAAGCGUAGCUACGACUUUACAGAGAACCCUAGGGGAAACUCUGAGCAUUCACAUGGACCACCAGGAGAUUUCGCACCACGAGAGCCUAGCCGAGGCCGGCCGCAACACGCUCCAAGGGCCGAGAGAUUGCCAGUCACAGGUUAUCAGCUUCUUGCCUCGAAAAUAUCUACGUCUUCGUCCGAUCAUACCAACAAUCUUCGACCCAUUUACCGUAGAUUCGAGACAUUGAAUCAUCGGCUGUUACUGUAUCUUCAAGAUGAACUUUGCGAACUAGAAGAGCAACUUCAUCGACUUGAUGCAGCGGAUACGCAAUCUAGACGUUUGCCGAAUUGUAUUUUCCCGGCGUCGCGAAGAGCAGAGUAUAUGGCUAGCGGGGAGCUUCAUUGGCACAAGACCGAUAUCCUCGGUAAGAUCGCUUUCAAGCUAGAUCAGUACAACCGUAUAUUGUCAUCAUUCAAAGAUACUCAGGGGAUGCCGGCCCCAACUAUGGAAGAUAUACACGAAUAUCGUAGCUAUCUCGCAACCCAUGCUCCAAUCGCCGAGGUUGAGACCCGUUUCCUUGAUCCAACGGACGACUUGGUAUGUCCAAGUUACGAAUAUCAAGAAGUGGUUGACGAGGAUCCCAUUCCGACGCCAAUCCCGCAUCAUGAUUACCCAAUUGGCGAACAUAGAAGCGUGUCUCCUAUUCCAUCUCCUAUUAAGUCUCGGCCCACCUCGCCUUAUCGACAAGAGGAAAUCGGUACCGAGACCGUCUUCAGCAUGUAUGAAGAAUCACCAAUCGUUCCUCUGUCUAUAGGGAUCACGGUGUCUGUAAUCCUUCCGAUUUUGACAUUUUUAAUCAUACCGGGAUAUCUAGGCAGGUUGACAGUGGUAUUCCUGGUGGGUCUUGGUAUCCUGGGAGCCCUGAUCCAAGGGGGUAUCGUUGCUGUCCGGACCUGGGAGCUUUCUAUUUGCGUUGGCCUUUACGGCGCUGUUAUGGCUGUUAUUGCAGGAAUUGUAUGA